Saccharomyces mikatae IFO 1815 is the source of this 1992-nucleotide messenger RNA. It is a transcript of the gene FPS1, whose product is annotated as Fps1p. Gene Ontology annotation, cellular component: plasma membrane. Gene Ontology annotation, molecular function: glycerol channel activity; water channel activity. The coding region runs from base 1 to 1992 and encodes 663 amino acids. Lineage: Eukaryota; Fungi; Ascomycota; Saccharomycetes; Saccharomycetales; Saccharomycetaceae. The transcript has a single exon. Gene Ontology annotation, biological process: water transport; glycerol transmembrane transport. The record is from RefSeq and is a predicted model, not a curated record.
AUGAGUAAUCCUCAAAAAGCUCUAAACGAUUUUCUAUCUAAUGAAUCUGUUCAUACACAGGACAGUUCUAGAAAACAAUCUAAUAAUAGACAGUCGUCCGAUGAAGGACGUUCUUCAUCACAACCUUCACAUUCUCACUCUAUCGGUAAUAAUAACAAUAGUACACAUAAUAACAACAACAACAAUGGGAGCGAUGCGGAAAAUGAUGACGACUAUGACUAUGAAAUGCAGGAUUACAGACCUUCACCACAGAGUGCGCGUCCUACCCCUACAUAUGUCCCACAGUACGUGGAAAGUGGGGCGACUUUUCCCAUUCAAGAGGUUAUUCCCAGCGCAUACAUUAACACACAGGAUAUGAAUCAUAAAGAUAGCGGUCCGCCAAGCGCAAACAGCAAUAGAGCGUUCAGGCCUAGAGGUCAAACCACUGUAUCGGCCAAUGUCCUUAACGUAGAAGAUUUCUAUAAAAAUGCAGAUGACACUCACACCAUUCCAGAGUCACAUUUAUCGAGAAGGAGGAGCAGGUCGAGGGCCACCAGUAAUGCGGGGCACAGCGCCCACACGGGCGCCACGAACGGUAGGACUACCGGUGCUCAGACUAAUAUGGAAAGCAAUGAACCUCCACGUAGUGUUCCCAUUAUGGUGAAGCCUAAAACAUUAUAUCAGAAUCCUCAAACACCUACAGUCCUGCCAUCCACGUUCCAUCCAAUCAAUAAAUGGUCCUCUGUGAAAAACACUUAUUUGAAAGAAUUUUUGGCUGAAUUCAUGGGAACAAUGGUUAUGAUUAUCUUCGGUAGUGCUGUCGUUUGUCAAGUCAAUGUUGCUGGUAAAAUACAGCAGGAUAGUUUUAACACGGCUUUGGAUAACCUCAAUGUUACGGGAUCUUCUGCAGAAACUAUAGACGCUAUGAAGAGUCUUACAUCUUUGGUUUCAUCCGUCGCAGGUGGUACUUUUGAUGAUGUGGCGUUGGGCUGGGCUGCUGCAGUCGUGAUGGGUUAUUUUUGCGCUGGUGGUAGUGCUAUCUCAGGUGCACAUCUGAAUCCCUCUAUUACAUUGGCCAAUUUAGUAUAUAGAGGCUUUCCCUUGAAGAAAGUACCUUAUUACUUUGCUGGGCAAUUGAUUGGUGCCUUCACUGGUGCUUUAAUCCUAUUUAUAUGGUAUAAAAGGGUAUUACAGGAAGCAUACAGUGAUUGGUGGAUGAAUGAAAGUGUUGCAGGAAUGUUUUGUGUUUUCCCAAAGCCUUACCUAAGUUCAGGUCGGCAAUUUUUCUCGGAAUUCUUAUGUGGGGCUAUGUUACAAGCUGGUACGUUUGCGUUGACCGAUCCUUAUACAUGUUUAUCGUCUGAUGUUUUCCCACUGAUGAUGUUCAUUUUGAUUUUUGUCAUCAACGCCUCCAUGGCCUACCAAACAGGUACGGCAAUGAAUUUAGCCCGUGACUUGGGUCCGCGUCUUGCACUCUACGCAGUUGGAUUUGAUCAUAAAAUGCUUUGGGUGCAUCACAAUCAUUUUUUUUGGGUGCCCAUGGUGGGUCCGUUUAUUGGUGCACUAAUGGGUGGAUUGGUUUACGACGUUUGUAUUUAUCAAGGUCACGAAUCUCCAGUCAAUUGGUCUAUACCAGUUUAUAAGGAAAUGAUUAUGAGAGCUUGGUUCAGAAGACCUGGCUGGAAAAAGAGAAACAGAGCUAGAAGAACAUCGGAUUUAAGUGAUUUCUCAUACAAUAAUGAUGAUGACGAGGAGUUUGGAGAAAGGAUGGCUCUUCAAAAGACGAAGACUAAAUCAUCCAUUUCAGAUAACGAGAAUGAAGCAGGUGAAAAGAAAGUGCAAUUUAAAUCUGUCCAACGUGGUAAGAGGACGUUUGGCGGUAUACCAACAAUUCUCGAGGAAGAGGAUUCUAUUGAAACUGCUUCAUUAGGUGCGAGCACCACAGACUCCAUCGGUCUAUCUGAUACUUCAUCAGAAGAGGCACAUUAUGGGAAUGUUAAGAAGGUAACAUAG